This is a messenger RNA of Spirometra erinaceieuropaei, 3685 nucleotides long. The record is from the annotation of a GenBank genome assembly. Lineage: Eukaryota; Metazoa; Platyhelminthes; Cestoda; Diphyllobothriidea; Diphyllobothriidae.
AUGUUUUGUGCUCGAGAAUUUUCGCUUCUGGAAAAGGUAGGUAAGGUCCAGUUGAGAGGCUCUCGCCAGGUUUCCUAUCAAAUGUAACUCUAAAACACCCAAUUGACCUAAUUUUGUGCGUAGAACCAAGACUGCUUUAUAAAUGCAUAUAAAAUAUCAGUGUUUUAUUCUUUGGGAUCGUCAGGAAUCCAAUCAGCUUAUUUUAGGAUCAUUGAAGACUGACAAACUGCGCCUUGCUUGGAACUUUAUUUUUCUGUAGGAGGUUAGCUAUGUCUGCCGAACUACCUUUUAAACAAUCAACUCUGCAAACUACAAAUCAACUUGAAGGUUGGUCAUGCGAGGAAGGGAAGUCUCCUUAGUACUCCUGCAAAAAGUACAGUCAGUGACCGAUCUCUAAUUGUUAACUUAAAUUCAGAAAUACGUUUACGAUUGUGAAGGAUUGCCUAGAUGGGUUUACAAUACUAAUUAUUCUGCAACACGUGCCCGAGAUGUUUCGGGCAGGCAGGCUUUUGAAUGCAACUCUUUUCGGCUAUCUGCAAAAACUGCACUCAGUAAAAUGAUUACUUAGAGAGCAUACGUUUUUCUCUGUCGAUCUUCGAUGUCCUUACAAACUUAACUAUGUUUAUAGAAAACAUGCUGAAAGGCAUUCCUUCUUGCACUCAUUGGAUAGAACAUUGGUUUUCUUCCAAUUUUACGCCUGAUCAAGAGGGCAUCUUUAGAUUUCAACGUUUUGUUUUAAAAUUCCGGAGUAAUUUUGAACCCGAUCAGUAGUUGCACUUGAGGUUAGGUUUUUGAUUUUACAAGCAACAUACUUCCCCUGUAAUGAAAAUCAUAUAUUCCACUAUGCCACUACGAACUGCCCUGUAGGGACCAUAAGAUUCUAUAGCGGGCGUGGGUUAUGUUGAACACGUUAUACGGAGCAUCGAUGAACGGACACGUGUGAUGUUAUUUGAGCGAACAUUGCCCGGUCUUAAAAAAUCUCAUUUUCGCGAACUUUCGAAAUCGAAAUUUGCCCUUUCCUUGAAGUACAAUAGUUGGAGGAGACGUAAUUUUCCACCAGAUAAAUACGUGGAAGAAUAUUUUUUAUAAAAUAUACUUUGACUUCCCCUUCAAGCCAUAUCUGAAUAGGUUGUUCAUUUCUAAGAGCAGUUUUUUUCAGGCAACCGAAAAAAAAUGCAUUCAAAGGGCAAAUUCUUGGCUUAUGUGAAGUAAUGUGGAACUAUGUCGUAUGGUAAUCAACAAUGCCAUCGUUGUUUAAAUAAUUCUUCCUAAUCUAGACUGAAUUUCAUCAUUCCGGUUAAUAAUUGAUGCAGCUUAAUAAUUGCCCUUGUUACUUUUGAAACAUCGAUAGACUGCCGUGACUUUUUAUCUGCUUUCACCUGAGGAACAUUAUUUGAGCAGUUUGACAGUGAAUUUCGGCAACAGGCAUUAAUCGAAAUGUAAAUCCAAAUCCUCCUAUCGCUUGUACGCCCUGUGCAAGUCUUCAUGAGUAGCGUUCUGUUGGUUAGUUAACGUGCUAGGCAAGUUCAUGUCAUGACGGCCUUUGAUAAAUUAGAUACGCUGCAUUCAAUCGAUUUUUUUAUGAGCAGCAUUCACUGACCACACGAUGGAUCAAUCAUUUGAUGCUCACUUAAGUCAGAACUACACUCACGAAUUUCGUUAUCUCUAGUGAUUAUGCAUUCAGGCCAUAUCAAACUCUGCCAAAGUUAAGUAUUCCAACUUUAGCAAAGUCAGAUCUGUAGUCAGAAGAGUUAACUCAUCACACUAAUUCAGACCACGGCUUUCAUUCUGUCCGAGGGAUGCACUGGAUUCACAUCUUACUCCUCGCAAUAUUAUACCAUCCGUCCAGUGCUUAUACUAGAGUGCAGUAUUACAAACUAUCCAACUACCUUGUUGACAAUGCUGGUGAUUCAAAAACAAACUUUUCCACUAUUCAGAAAAUGGAAAAUGGCGGAUUUUCCUACAUGAUGCUCCCUCAGAAGAAGCUUUCGUUUCAGCAAGCUGAACAGUUCUGUUUUCAGGAUUCCUCAAGACGUAUGCACAUCGCUUCAGUUUUGAAUGAGGAGGAGUGGGUAGGCAUCUACUCAUGUCUACAUCUUUUUGUUUUUAAUUAUUUCUGUCCGAGUGAGGCUAUUAAGUAGUUCUAAGCAUUUGCUUAUUUCGAAGCCGCAAUAGUUCAAAAAGGGUUUAUUGCAGAGGUUCCGUUACUCGAAAUAUUUCUGAGGUAACUGUACCGUCAAUGUGUGCGUCUGUAAUUACGCAUAAUGCACUUGGAUCAUAUCGCUGUUUUCCUUGGAGGUGGAAGCGAUAAAAGGAUAAAACCGCCAUUCCCAUUUCUUGCCCAAAGGCUUAUGCAGCAGGUUAUAAGCUACUUCUGGCCUGCUUGUUAUAGUUAGCCAAGAUGCGUCUUUUUAAGCCUGAGAACUUUCAAUGCUGACAGGAAAUUUACAAAAUUGAAGCACAAUGGAAGAACUAAUAGGACAGUUUUUACUAUGACCGAGGUAGUGCGUGCAUCUGGGAAGUCGAAAACAGCAUAGAUUUUACCACAUUGUGGGCUAUUUGUCAAAGUUGGGAACCCCCCGGUAAGGUAGAUGCGUGCGCCUGAGCAAUCUCUACCCGUAUCCAAUCAGCGAAAUGCCCGAUGUCGGCCGGCGUCAAACCGUCAUGAGUCCGGUGGUCGAGUCGCGCACGACGGAGGCAUUUUAUUGACAAGGGCUGCUAGGCCGACGAAAGUAAUAUGGACAAACAGCCGUACUGGCGACUACGUGAGUGGGCUUACGUCGAAAACUAAUUUUUCAGAACGGAACUUAGGGUCCAGACUGAAUUAGAAAUCUGGGAUUUAAUGCCUCUUUCAGAUUCGACGUUUGUAGCUCCUUUAUUUUCUGCUUUUCAGAUUCUUCUCAGUAAAAUGUUUGGAAGUGAACAACCAAUUCAGAUUUGGCUUGGGGGUGAAGCCAAACGAAGUCCAGCAAAGCCAACAUUCAAUUUGUUCUGGAUUGAUCAACGUCCGUUCAGUUAUCAUCGAUUCUCAAAGGAAGAGCAGAAUACGUGGCUGGACAAAAAGAAGCCCCUCAACAGUGGUUGUCUUGCUGCUGAUAUCAAAAUGGAUGGCAGCGGAAAUUGGACUGUUGUACACGCGCCAUGCUCCGAGGCUCGUGCUUUCAUCUGCAAAGGUGUCCACCAACCUGACCGAUCCGACCACCUCAUACGCCGUCCCUUCCUAAACGCCCUGUCUCAGUGGCCUCUUGAUCUUCUAAUCAAUCGCCUCACAUCCUGGCGCCUUCUCGACCCCUGGUUACUGCAUGAGCUCCAGCGUGAAGCUGCAGCUGAGGAUGUCAAACCUCUUUGGGAUACCACGGCAGCACCAAUUCACCAAGGUAGCAAUGACGGUGGUCCGGGCAGUCAGACAACCUCUGUUGUCCAGGCCCCAGUGACCACGAGAACUCCCCCAGGUGAAGGAAGCGAAAGAACCAAUAACAACUCGGCAGGGACAGAGGAGUCAACCAAAGAGGGUACCGGCGCAGAGGGCGAAUCGAUGCUUGAUGCUGACGUCUCACAUAUGAUAGAUUCAGACCCCAAAUCCACUGGUUUGGAGCUUGACGACGAUCAUGAACUAGCUCUCAUAAAUGAUCUGCUCAACCCGAAGGUCAACCACUUUAACAUCGGAGAUGAGCCAAUGUUCUGA